Messenger RNA from Sus scrofa (pig), 1450 nucleotides. RefSeq names its product collectrin, amino acid transport regulator (gene CLTRN). Gene Ontology annotation, biological process: positive regulation of amino acid transport. The record is from RefSeq and is a predicted model, not a curated record. NCBI's taxonomy places the organism in Eukaryota, Metazoa, Chordata, Mammalia, Artiodactyla, Suidae. Gene Ontology annotation, cellular component: plasma membrane; extracellular exosome.
GGCUUGCUUGUUUGCUAUUCUAAUCCGGAUCACAGAAUGGCUAAAGUAGCUUUAAGUGGAGGGUGGAAUUUUUUUUCCCUCUGCUUGCCUUGUGUUUUCCACUCUGAAAGAAUGUUGUGGCUGCUCUUUUUUCUGGUGACUUCUGUUCGUGCUGAACUUUGUCAACCAGAUGCCGAAAAUGCUUUUAAAGUGAGACUUAGUAUCAGAACAGCUCUGGGAGAUAAAGCAUAUGCCUGGGAUACAAAUGAAGAAUAUCUCUUCAAAGCGAUGCUGGCUUUCUCUAUGAGAAAAGUUCCCAACAGAGAAACAACUGAUAUUUCCCAAGUCCUACUUUGCAAUGUAACCCAGCGAGUGUCAUUCUGGUUUGUGGUUACAGAUCCUUCAAAAAGUCACACUCUUCCUGCUGCUGAAGUACAGACGGCCAUAAGAAUGAAUAGGAACCGGAUCAACAAUGCCUUCUUUUUAAAUGACCAGACUCUGGAAUUUUUAAGGAUUCCUUCCACUCUUGCACCACCUACUGAGCCAUCUGUGCCCACCUGGAUUAUUAUAUUUGGUGUGAUAUUUUCCAUCACUGUAGUUGCAACCAUGCUGUUGAUUUUAUCUGGAAUCCGGGAGCGCAGAAGGAAGAACGAAGGACCGUCUGAAAUGGAAAAUACGGAAGAUAAGUGUGAAAACACAGUCACAAUUGAAAAUGGCAUCCCCUGUGAUCCCCUGGACAUGAAGGGAGGACACAUUAAUGAUGCCUUUGGAACAGAGGAUGAGCGGCUCACCCCUCUCUGAAUGGCUACUGUUUUGCUUUCCCGUGAAACACAACACUUAUUUCUGUGCAACUGCUGAACAUCCAGUUUGUCAAGGGCAGAUUAUAUAUUUUGUUUCACCAUUCUUCUUUUCUAAGAAAUUUUGCAUGUGCAUGACAUUGAAAGGCAAUGAAUUAUACUCAUGAAGACCAUUGGAAUCAUAAGCUGUUGACUAUCCAGAAUUUUCUAAAAUAUUUCUCUGACAACACUGCGUGAGUGUACUCAUGUGGUGUUUGUAGUUAUUUGUAGUUGUUGAUUUUAAAAUGCAUUAGUAUUUAAGCAUUUCCAGAUAUAAGGUCAGGCCAGCAUAUAUAUAUACUUUGAAGACUGAAGAAAAACUAUUUUUCCAUUGGAGAAUGCCUAUACAAUGGAGUCCAAAUUGUUGACAAUGGAUCCUUUUUGAAUAUCACUUAUAUCACUCUGUUGAUGACUAAAUAAGCAAGAACGACAAGUAAUUAUUGUCAGUGGGACAGGUAAAAAUCGUUGGUAUACAAGGUGGAAUUUGAUCCUGUUAUCAUACCAACAGUUGCUUAUAUAUAUUUUGUGACUCAGUCUCUAAUAGGACAGUCUAUUCAUUGAUUAUUUCUGCAAUUUGUGAAAGUACAAUCUAUGCUAAUUUAAUAAAGUGCUCUUUCUCAUCUCUUUUUGAUUAA